Messenger RNA from Salvelinus fontinalis (brook trout), 11398 nucleotides. Its product is annotated as retinal-specific phospholipid-transporting ATPase ABCA4-like. Bases 2221 to 9216 code for a protein of 2331 amino acids. Gene Ontology annotation, biological process: transmembrane transport; lipid transport. Gene Ontology annotation, molecular function: ATP binding; lipid carrier activity; ATP hydrolysis activity. Gene Ontology annotation, cellular component: intracellular membrane-bounded organelle; membrane. The record is from RefSeq and is a predicted model, not a curated record. The transcript has 51 exons. NCBI's taxonomy places the organism in Eukaryota, Metazoa, Chordata, Actinopteri, Salmoniformes, Salmonidae.
UUCCUCUCUCUGGACAGGGCUAGUUACUGUGUUGAUUAGUUUCCUCUCUGGACAGGGCUAGUUACUGUUGUUGAUUAUGUUCAUCUCUCUGGACAGGGCUAGUUACUGUGUUGGUUAUUUUCCUCUCUCUGGACAGGGCUAGUUACUGUGUUGAUUAUGUUCAUCUCUCUGGACAGGGCUAGUUACUGUGUUGAUUAGUUUCCUCUCUGGACAGGGCUAGUUACUGUUGUUGAUUAUGUUCCUCUCUCUGGACAGGGCUAGUUACUGUGUUGAUUAUGUUCCAUCUCUCUGGACAGGGCUAGUUACUGUGUUGAUUAGUUUCCUCUCUCUGGACAGGGCUAGUUACUGUGUUGGUUAUGUUCCUCUCUCUGGACAGGGCUAGUUACUGUGUUGAUUAUGUUCCUCUCUCUGGGGAGGGCUAGUUACUGUGUUGAUUAUGUUCCAUCUCUCUGGACAGGGCUAGUUACUGUGUUGAUUAUUUUCCUCUCUCUGGACAGGGCUAGUCACUGUGUUGAUUAUGUUCCUCUCUCUGGGGAGGGCUAGUUACUGUGUUGAUUAUGUUCCAUCUCUCUGGACAGGGCUAGUUACUGUGUUGAUUAGUUUCCUCUCUCUGGACAGGGCUAGUUACUGUGUUGAUUAUGUUCCUCUCUCUGGACAGGGCUAGUUACUGUGUUGAUUAUGUUCCUCUCUCUGGACAGGGCUAGUUACUGUGUUGAUUAUUUUCCUCUCUCUGGACAGGGCUAGUUACUGUGUUGGUUAUGUUCCUCUCUCUGGACAGGGCUAGUUACUGUGUUGAUUAUGUUCCAUCUCUCUGGACAGGGCUAGUUACUGUGUUGAUUAUGUUGAUCUCUCUGGACAGGGCUAGUUACUGUGUUGAUUAUGUUCCUCUCUCUGGACAGGGCUAGUUACUGUGUUGAUACAGUGGGCAUAUUCUGGUACAGUUGGCUGGUUGGGUUUAGCAAUGGCAGGAUGGCAGGUCUGGGACCUCAGUGCUGCUGGACCUUCUUGACCCAUAAUGCUAAUUAGGAUUCAUGGCAGUAUUCUUCUCCAGUCCACGUGACUUGAAUUAACUUGGAUUAUGUAUUGUAUAAUCAUGACCUUGGUUCCAUGAACAGUAUACACAUUGAGACGAAAUGUUUACAAACUGGGAAGGAACAUACAUGCCGUCUAACAAUUUAUUUAUGAUGAGGAUGACACAUGCCUUUUUCCGCCCGAGGUCACCAGGAUAUAGUUACAUCACUUCCAAUGAGGACGUCGUCCUUCUAAGUGCCAUACACAGAGUUGUUUUUGUCCCUGAUUAGUAUUUGAGUAACCAGAUUUUAAUUGCCUGCAUUUUGACAGACAGAUAACGACAGCCCGUCAUAUCCCUUUGGAAUGUAGCCCCUGUCGUAUUCUCUGUUCCAGGCCUGGUACUCCAGACAGCUGGUCGUCUAUCUAGUACAUCAGUCUGCCAUGUCAUAGUCCAUCUAUUUCUCCUGUUGCUCCAAGCCAGUAGUUACUGGAUGUGUUCUGUACCAUUAGACUGGCUACAUGUUAGUUACUGGAUGUGUUCUGUACCAUUCAACUGGCUACAUGUUAGUUACUGGAUGUGUUCUGUACCAUUCAACUGGCUACAUGUUAGUUACUGGAUGUGUUCUGUACCAUUAGACUGGCUACAUGUUAGUUACUGGAUGUGUUCUGUACCAUUUAACUGGCUACAUGUUAGUUACUGGAUGUGUUCUGUACCAUUAGACUGGCUACAUGUUAGUUACUGGAUGUGUUCUGUACCAUUAGACUGGCUACAUGUUAGUUACUGGAUGUGUUCUGUACCAUUCAACUGGCUACAUGUUAGUUACUGGAUGUGUUCUGUACCAUUCAACUGGCUACAUGUUAGUUACUGGAUGUGUUCUGUACCAUUAGACUGGCUACCUGUUAGUUACUGGAUGUGUUCUGUACCGUUCAACUGGCUACAUGUUAGUUACUGGAUGUGUUCUGUACCAUUAGACUGGCUACUUGUUAGUUACUGGAUGUGUUCUGUACCAUUAGACUGGAUACAUGUUAGUUACUGGAUGUGUUCUGUACCAUUAGACUGGCUACAUGUUAGUUACUGGAUGUGUUCUGUACCAUGUAUUCUGGUUCAUCUGUUGACAUAAAGUGGUGAACGUACUCUACUAUUGAACGUUGUGCAUCCCCAGGUUUGUCAGUAUAAGAGGACCGUUUGAGGGCUUGAGAAGCAGAGUUAUGAAUACAGGAAGUCAGAUACGCCUGCUGCUGUGGAAGAACUGGACUCUACGCAAGAGACAGAAGAUCCGCUUCCUGGUGGAGAUUCUGUGGCCGGUGGUUCUGUUCAUUGGUCUGGUGUGGUUGAGGAAAGCCAACCCUCUUUACAAACAACAUGAAUGUCACUUCCCCAACAAGGCCAUGCCUUCCACAGGUAUCAUCCCCUGGAUCCAGGGUAUCUUCUGUAACGCCAACAACCCCUGUUUCAAACACCCUACAAGGGCAGAGGGCCCUGGGGUGGUCUCCAACUACAACAACUGCAUACUUGCGCGGUUCUGGGCUGACUCCAAUGAGCUGUUGUUCGACGACCCAGAGUUCCAGCAGUUGGGUCGGCUGUGGGAGGACAUGGCCGUCAUGAACAACUUCAUGGACACCAUCUGUAACACACCAGAACAGAUAGCAGGUCGAGGUCUGAAGAUAGAGGACAUCCUGAAGGAUGAUGAGAUAUUGACGGCCUUCCUGCUGAGAGACGUUGGCCUGUCAGAGUCUGUGGUUCAUCAGCUGGUCAACGCUCAAGUCCGUCCAGAACAGUUUGCCCACGGUGUUCCAGACCUCCACUUGAAGGACAUCGCCUGCAGCCAGGCUCUUCUGGAGAGGUUCAUUAUCUUUCCCAGCCGGAGAGGCAUGUACGGAGUGCGUAACGCUAUGUGUGCCCUGACACAGCAGCGCCUGCAGAAGAUAGAGGACGUGCUUUAUGCUAACGUUGACUUCUUCAAGAUCUUCAGACUGCUGCCCCGGGUGUUGGACAACCACACGGACGGACCAGACCUACGCUACUGGGGGCGUGUCCUAACCGCUGUAUCAGAGAAGGUCCAAGUGCUCUUUGAGAGGAACAGCACCAAGGACCUUCUGAAGGUGGUCUACCCGUUGUUCCGGGCUGGUGGUCCCAGCUCCUUCAGCCAGCUGAUGAGCAUUGUGUCGGCCCUGUUCUGUGGGUACCCAGACGGAGAGGGAUCCAGGGUCCUCUCCUUUAACUGGUACGAAGACAACAACUACAAGGUGUUCCUGGGGGUGAAUGGAUCCAAGAACCGCGACUAUGUCUACGACAUGACAACCACUCCGUUCUGUAACAACCUGAUGCAGACUCUGGAGUCUAACCCGGUCACUAAGAUCGUGUGGAGUUCAGUCAAGCCUCUCUUCAUGGGGAAGAUCCUCUACGCUCCAGACUCCCCAGCCAUCAGACUGAUACUAAAGAGUGCCAACACUACGUUUGAGGAGCUGGAGCGUUUGAUGACCAUGGGAAAGGCCUGGGAGGAGGUGGGACCUCAACUCUGGAGGUUCUUCAACGCUGGAAUCCAGAUAAACAUGAUCAGGGACACCGUCAGAAACCCCACGGUAGCAGAUCUAAUAGACAGGAGUUUGGAGGACACUGAGUUCUCCUCUAAAGACAUCCUCAACUUCCUGUACAACGGGCUUGAGGAGGACAGAGAGGAGAACAUGCCCAGCUUCGACUGGAGGAACGUCUUCAACCUCACAGACCAGGCCGUACGCAUGUUCAACCAGUACGGAGAGUGUAUCAGUUUGGAUAAAUUCAUGCCCCAUACAGACGAGGAUCAGCUGACCCACCAGGCUCUCUUUCUAUUGGAGGAGAAUAAGUUCUGGGCAGGGCUAGUCUUCCUGGAUGUCUACCCCUGGACCACUACCGUGCCGCGUCACGUCAAGUACAAGAUACGCAUGGACAUCGACCAAGUAGAGAGAACCAACAAGAUCAAAGACAGGUAUUGGGACCCUGGUCCCAGAGCAGACCCUAUGGAGGAUCUGAGGUAUAUCUGGGGUGGCUUUGCCUAUCUACAGGACAUGGUAGAGCAUGGCAUACUGAAGAUACAGACAGGACACGACUGGCCUCUGGGAGUCUACGUACAACAGAUGCCAUACCCCUGCUAUGUAGACGACCUCUUCAUGUUGACUCUGAACCGAUGCUUCCCUAUCUUCAUGGUGUUAGCGUGGAUCUACUCUGUGUCUAUGACGGUGAAGAGCAUCGUUCUGGAGAAGGAACUACGCCUCAAAGAGACACUCAAGGCCAUGGGAGUGACCAACGGAGUGAUCUGGUACACCUGGUUUAUAGACAGCUUCAUCAUGAUGACCGCCAGCACCGCCCUGCUCACACUGAUUAUUAUGGCUGGUAAAGUGUUGAACUACUCCAACCCGUUGGUCGUGUUCCUGUUCCUCCUGACGUUCACCAUGGCCACCAUUAUGCAGUGUUUCCUUCUCAGUGUGUUCUUCAACAAGGCCAACCUGGCUGCAGCCUGCAGCGGUAUCAUCUACUUCACCCUCUACCUCCCGCACAUCCUCUGUGUGGCCUGGCAGGACCGCAUCACCAAGAACGCCAAGAUCACAGCGAGCCUGUUGUCCCCAGUAGCGUUUGGUUUUGGGACGGAGUACCUGUCUCGUUAUGAGGAGCAGGGCCUGGGUUUGCAGUGGGACAACAUCGGCACCAGUCCACUAGAGGGCGACGCCUACUCCUUCUUCACCUCCAUAGGCAUGAUGAUGUUUGACGCCGUGCUCUAUGGCUUCCUGGCAUGGUACCUUGACAACGUCUUCCCAGGUCAGUAUGGGAUUGGACGACCAUUCUACUUCCCAUUCCAGCCCUCCUAUUGGCAAAGGUCUGAACCCGCCCUCUCCAACAUUCCAGACUCAGAUCCAGAGAAGCCCGAGGUGGACAAGGACGUAGACAGUAUGUGUUCACCUAGGAGGUGUAACGGUGUGGGGGUAAGGAAACCCUGCAAACACCAGGACAAGAGAGAGAGGAUGGAGAGAGAGAGGGAGGAGGUGCUGAAACGACAGGAAGAAGAACAGAACAACGAGGAGCAGGAAGAGGAUCUGACAGGUCAGUUGUUCUUUGAGCCGGAGCCAGCAGGGCUGACCGUGGGGGUAGAGAUUCAGGACUUGGUCAAGGUGUUUCCUGGGGGAUCCCGUCCGGCCGUGGACCACCUCAGCAUCGCCUUCUACGAGGGCCAGAUCACAUCAUUCCUAGGACACAACGGAGCUGGGAAAACCACCACCAUGUCGAUCCUGACUGGUCUGUUCCCUCCUACAUCUGGAACAGCCUUUAUACACGGGAGAGACAUCAGGACUGACAUGGACAGUAUCCGCACAUCCAUGGGCAUGUGUCCCCAGUACAAUAUCCUCUUCAAACAUCUGACGGUGGAGGAACACAUCCUGUUCUACUCUAUGCUGAAGGGCACCUCUCAGGCCGAGGCUCAACAGGCGGUCCAGGUCAUGCUGGAGGAUCUGGGCCUGCCUCAUAAGAGAGACGAGGAGGCACAGAACCUCUCAGGGGGUAUGCAGAGGAAGCUGUCUGUUGCCAUGGCAUUUGUUGGGGGGUCAAAGAUUGUGAUCCUGGAUGAGCCCACGUCGGGGGUCGACCCUUACUCCAGACGAUCCAUCUGGGACCUGCUACUCAAAUACCGCACAGGCCGUACAGUGAUCCUGUCCACUCACCACAUGGACGAGGCUGACCUGUUGAGUGACCGUGUAGCCAUCAUCUCUAAGGGCCAGCUCCAUUGCUGUGGCUCCCCCCUGUUCCUCAAGAACUGCUUCGGAGUGGGAUUCUACCUCACCCUGGUCCGGCGUAUGAAGGACGUGAGGAAAAAAGAGAAUGAGUGUGACUGUGCCUCAGAGUGUUCCUGUACCUGUUCCACCUGCACCAAGGUGAAAGAGGAAUCCCAGGGUCAGCAGCUGGAGAGAGCUCUGGAUGGUGACGUGGACAACAUCACCACGCUGAUCCAUCACCACGUCCCAGAAGCCAAGCUGAUCGAGGCCAUCGGCCAGGAGCUGACCUUCCUGCUGCCCAACAAGGGUUUCAAACACCGGGCCUAUGCCUCCCUCUUCAGAGAACUGGAGGAAACAUUGGGAGACAUGGGCCUCAGCAGCUUCGGCAUCUCUGACACCUCACUGGAGGAGAUCUUUCUGAAGGUGACAGCAGAUGGGGAAGCAGCAGCCAAUACCAAAACUCCAGAACAGUGGAUGUUGCUCAAGAGAACCAAAAGCUGCAGUAAAGUUGGUGUGGACGAGGGUGAACCUGAAGAGGCUAACGGUCUGAAGCAGGCCAACGGUGGGGGUAACCAUGACGACGACAACAGCGCUGGGAAAGGGUCGAGUCAGGUCAAAGGAGCCAAUCUGGUCAUGAAGCAGUUUCUGGCCCUGCUGGUCAAGAGGUUUCAUCAUGCUACCAGAUCAUACAAAGACUUCCUCGCACAGAUCGUCCUGCCUGCUAGCUUCGUCCUGAUAGCCCUGAUCUUCACCAUGAUUGUGCCUCCGUUUGGAGAGUACCCCGCCCUCACCCUCACUCCCUGGAUGUACGGAAAGCAGUUCACUUUCUUCAGUAACGAGCGACUGGAGAACUACCAGAUGAGACAUUUCACCAAGGUGUUGUUGAAUCCCCCUGGCCUAGGGACUCGCUGUAUGGCAGGAACCCCUCUACAAAACCUGCCCUGUGAGAAUGAGACAUUGGGCUGGGAGACACCUGCGGUUUCUUCAAUAGCCAAUAACAUCCUGCAGAGCCCUGAGUGGCACCCGCUAAACCCCUCCCCUUCCUGCCAGUGCAGCACCAAUAAGAAGCUGACUAUGUUACCCAUCUGUCCAAUCGGAGCUGGGGGGCUGCCCCCUAUGCAGAGGAAAGAGGCUACGGGAGAUAUACUACUGGACCUGACUGAUAGAAACAUUACAGACUACCUGGUUAAAACCUACCCCAGCCUCAUCAGACAAAGUUUGAAGAGCAAAUACUGGGUGAAUGAACAAAGGUAUGGAGGCCUGUCUGUUGGAGGUCAGCUGCCCAUACUGGAAGUCAGCCCUAAACAGAUCCAGGAUACCCUCUCUCAACUGAUGAAGAUGCUCAACGUUACUGGGGGUCCUUACACAAAGCUGUCGCUGCAGGAGAUUGGACCUUUCCUCAGAUACAUGGAAAGUGAAUACAAUGUCAAAGUCUGGUACAACAACAAAGGCUGGCACGCCAUGGUGGCCUUCAUGAAUGUGGCCAACAACGCCAUUCUGAGGGCCCACCUGCCUCGUAACGUCGACCCCAUGCAGUACGGCAUCACAGCCAUCAACCACCCCCUCAACCUCACCAAGGAACAGCUGUCUGAAGUCACUGUGUUGAAGACAUCAGUAGACGCAGUGACAGCUAUCUGUGUGAUCUUUGCCAUGUCCUUCAUCCCAGCCUCGUUUGUCCUCUACCUGAUCCAGGAGAGAGUAACCAAGGCUAAACACCUCCAGUUCGUCAGCGGGGUCAGCCCCCUUGUCUACUGGUUAGCCAACUUCUUCUGGGAUAUGAUGAACUACUCUCUCAGUACAGCCAUGGUGGUGGGGAUCUUUGUGGUCUUCGACAAGAAGUGUUACACCUCACCCACCAACCUGCCAGCCCUCGUUCUCCUGCUCUUCUUGUAUGGGUGGUCAGUAACCCCCAUGAUGUACCCCAUGUCAUACAUCUUUAACAUCCCCAGUACAGCCUACGUCUCUCUGUCCUGCAUCAACCUGUUCAUCGGCAUCAACAGCAGCGCCCUCACCUUCAUAUUGGAACUGUUCGAGAACAACCGGGCCUUGUUAGAGUUCAAUGAGUGGCUGAAGAAAGGCCUCCUGGUGUUCCCUCACUUCUGUCUGGGACGGGGACUGAUUGACAUGGCUAUGAACCAGGCGGUGACUGAUGUCUAUGCACACUUUGGUGAGGACCGUGCCAUGGAUCCGUUCAAAUGGGACUUUGUAGGGAAGAACCUGGUUUUCAUGGCUAUAGAAGGAUGUGUCUAUUUCCUCUUCACUAUCCUCAUAGAGUACCGCUUCUUCCUCGACCACUGGUUAUCAGACUUCCGAGGGCCCCCGCCUAAAGACGAGGAUGAGGACGUGGCGGUGGAGAGAGAGAGGAUCUAUAACGGCGGGAACAAGAGUGACAUCCUACAGAUCAGAGACCUCUGCAAGACGUACUCUGGGAAGACGAGACAAGCGGUGGACAGGAUCUGUGUGGGCGUGCCUGCAGGAGAGUGUUUUGGUCUGUUAGGAGUGAACGGAGCUGGGAAAACCACCACUUUCAAGAUGUUGACUGGAGACACAGACGUUAGUUCUGGAGAGGCCACUGUCGCUGGAUACAGUAUCCUGUCAGACAUGCUGGACGUGCACCAGAACAUGGGCUACUGCCCUCAGUUUGACGCUAUAGACGACCUGCUGACAGGCAGGGAACAUCUGUACCUCUACGCUCGCCUCCGAGGGGUCCCUGAGUCAGACAUCAGUAGAGUGGCAGAUUGGGGCAUCCAGAAGCUCGGCCUAUCAGAGUACGCUGGUCGCUGUGCAGGGACAUACAGCGGAGGCAACAAGAGGAAACUCUCCACAGCCAUCGCUAUGAUUGGUUGCCCAGCCCUGGUUCUACUGGAUGAACCCACUACAGGUAUGGACCCCCACUCCCGACGGUUCCUGUGGACUGCUAUUAUGAGCGUCAUCCAGGACGGGAGGGCCGUGGUUUUGACAUCACACAGCAUGGAGGAGUGUGAAGCUCUGUGCACUCGUUUGGCCAUCAUGGUCAACGGCACCUUCAAAUGUCUGGGGACCAUACAGCACCUCAAAUACAAGUUUGGUGACGGCUACGUGGUGACCAUGAAGGUAAAGGCAGCUAAAGCAGGUGUAUCUCCAGAGCUGGGUCCAGCGGAGAGCUUCAUGGAGAGCAGCUUCCCGGGGUGUGUCCAGAGAGAGAAACACUACAACACUCUGCAGUAUGAGAUCGCCUCCUCCUCACUGGCUAGGAUCUUCCAGCUGGUGGUCGCCAACAAGGACAAACUCAAUAUAGAGGAUUACUCUGUAUCACAGACCACACUAGAUCAGGUGUUUGUGAACUUUGCUAAGCAACAGGCAGGAGAGGAUGAGGACGUUUUACAACCCCGAGCGGUCAACGCGCGCAACGAAAAACAAAAUGUCCCCACGAAACGCAAGGUCUCCCCCAUCAAGAUAAAAACCAGAAGACAAAAUAAAACUUGAAAGUUUAAUCUGUGAAAAUAUGACUUCCUAAGGAAUGUAUUGUCAAACGUUUUAAUGCGUAAAACCGACCAAAUGUAUUGUAAUAGCUAGACAUGCACAGGCACACUGGCAGUAUUAUGAAAAACGUUUUGAAAUUAAUUAUGGUUAGAUUCAUUAAUUAUGUUUGGAAUAUGUUCCUUAGACUUUGGAAGUCAUAUUUUCGCAUGUUGAUUGUGCAUUGUGUAAAAUGGCUGCCAAAAGACAAGACGAGGUCACGUUUGCAGGACACAGACGUCAGUUGACAGCAGAUAGCUCCUCAAACACACCAAGGGUGUAUCUCAAUAGUCUGGAGUGGCUUCCUCUCCUCAUCCCCUUUUUCUCCCUUGGUUUAUAAGGGGGCUGCUUCCUCUUCAAUUAAACACACCUACACAGAGAAAAGACCCCUAUUUAUUAUUAUUACUACGCAGUAUCAAUACGGGACCACAAGAUGGCGCUGCAUUUACACUGACAUUUAUAUACCAAAACUAAUAAUAAUGCUUAGAUAAUUUAUAUAGCCUUUCAAAAUAAUGUAGAAAAAAAAUCUUGCCUGGCUUAUAUUUGUGUUUUGCCAUUUUCAUCACUUUAGGACGUAUUCUAACAGACACGUUAGUCAUUGAGCAGACGCUCUUAUCCAGAGAGCUAGGUGAGACAACCACAUUUCACAAUAAGUCAUUUCUUUCCCCCUCAAAGUAGCUAUCGGCGCUGGUAGGGAGGGAGGUGGUGUGGGAUUAUUUAAGAUACACUUUGAAGAGGUAGUGUUUCAGAUGUCAUAUCCUAAGCACAGCUUUAUAUGCUCACCUAAUAUAUAGUGCAGGGGAACAAUGUUAUUUUACCUUUAUUUAACAAGGCAAAUCAGUUAAGAACAAAUUCUUAUUUACAAUGACGGUCUAGGAACAGUGGGGUUAACUGCCUUGUUCAGGGGCAGAACGACAGAUUUGUACCUUGUCAGUUCAGUGACUGGCCCAACACUCUAACCACAGAGGGCGAUGUGGGUGCAGGCUUUCGUUCUAGCCAAGCAGUCUCGAUUGAAGACGAUGACUCUUCGUUGAAUCAGGUGAGUUUCUGCUUGGCUGGAAUUAAGGCUUGCACGUAUACAUAUUUGUGGAUAUGAUACAGGCUAUCACACCUGUUGUAGUGGACUCAAACACAACAAACAAACAAACCGCCCCACAAAAUAUGUUUUUAUUUUUAUUGUUACCAUUUUUGUUUUGUUUUUUUGAAACUUCAUGUCAUUUUCAGUUUGUCAUUUGAAAUGUCAUGAUAACUGUGAAGUUUAACACAAAUGCUGUUUCUAAUCAAGAAUACCGUACAAAUGGACAGCGCUUCCAUUUCCUACCAUCAGGGAUGGGCAACUUUGAUGGGGUUGGGGGCCACAAAAAAAGUGUGAACUCAUUAUGAGGGGCCAUAGUGGCUCGCGGGUCUGUGUACCCACAUUUUAUACCACCAAAACUAAUAAUUAUUAUUUAGCCGUUCAAAUAAUGUAGAAAUAUCUUGCUUGGUUUAUAUAUUCUAUCAAUUUUGCCAUUGGAUGUAGAGAAAAUGUUGCCGUUUUAAAGCAAGUUUGUUGCAAUUCUACAAAUGUUGGCCAUUGGGACAGAGAGCAGAUUUGGCAGUUUUCUAACAAAUUUUCUGCAUUUCUACUCAUCACAGCCAUGGGGCGGAGGACAAAAUGAGAUGUUUUACAGCUAAUUUCCUGUAAUUCUACACAUUUUUCUAUAGGGGUGGAGAGAAAUGUAAGACUGACCAACAAAAUCAAACGGCCCCCCCCCCCCCCCGGCCGGUAAUUCCACCAUGAUUACUAAGUUUAGAUAGCUGGCCGCUAGACUAAUUUACUAAUCAAAUUUGUUUUGGCUGACAUGGCUAAUUGAGUGACUAUCAGUGACCGAUAAAGAGACAUGAGAUAAUUGAGUGACCGAUAAAACAAGAGAAAAACUGUUAGCUGACAUGAGAUAAUUGAGUGACCGAUAAAACAAGAGAAAAACUGUUAGCUGACAUGAGAUAAUUGAGUGACCGAUAAAACAAGAGAAAAACUGUUAGCUGACAUGAGAUAAUUGAGUGACCGAUAAAACAAGAGAAAAACUGUUAGCUGACAUGAGAUAAUUGAGUGACCGAUAAAACAAGAGAAAAACUGUUAGCUGACAUGAGAUAAUUGAGUGACCGAUAA